CAACCGCCAAGACCAAAUUAGCCGUCAGCCAGUAAAUGAAAUGUUCCGUUCUUGCAUGUGCCGGGGCUAAGGGAUUCCUCGGUCCAGACGUCGUGGCGAGCUGUAAUUUACCAAUUGUCAACCAUCAGGCAUCACCACGUCAGAAUACGAAAUCAAGGCGUAAUAUAUUUCCAUGAGGAGCAAGCUGCCUGUUGGCGGGGUAAAAUGAACCAGGAGUCUGCCCUGGAGCCGUGCGAAACGGGACAGCUGUUCCUGCAAUUAUCCGCAAACCAACUUAUAACGACGAUGCCAGCCCGCUCCAGAUCAGGAGUAUUCAGGUGAAGUAACGAUCAGAGAGUUCAGCUCAUAUUCACAUAGUCUGCCACAGUAAGACAAAGAAGCUCAUCGACAUCAUGGUCUCCUUCACAUCUCUCCUCGCCGGCUUCGUCGCUGUUACCGGAGUUCUGUCCGCUCCCACUGAGAACGUGGAGGUCGUGGACGUGGAGAAGCGCCAGACGAUUGGCCCCGGCACUGGCUUCAACAACGGCUACUACUACUCGUACUGGAACGAUGGCCAUUCCGGCGUGACAUACACCAACGGUGCUGGCGGCUCAUUCAGCGUCAACUGGGCAAACUCGGGCAACUUUGUCGGAGGCAAGGGAUGGAACCCCGGCAGCAGCUCCAGGGUCAUCAACUUCUCUGGCAGCUACAACCCCAACGGCAAUAGCUACCUCUCAGUCUAUGGCUGGUCAAAGAACCCUCUCAUCGAGUACUACAUCGUUGAGAACUUUGGAACCUACAACCCAUCGACCGGCACCACCAAGCUGGGCGAGGUGACCUCUGACGGCAGCGUCUACGACAUCUACCGCACGCAGCGAGUCAACCAGCCUUCCAUCAUCGGAACCGCCACCUUUUACCAGUACUGGUCUGUCCGCCGCAACCACCGCUCCAGCGGCUCGGUCACGGUUGCGAACCACUUCAACGCGUGGCGCAACCUGGGCUUGACCCUGGGAACCUUGGACUACCAGAUCAUUGCCGUGGAGGGCUACUUUAGCUCUGGUAACGCCAACAUUAACGUUAGCUAAAGGGCUGGUGGCGCAUGAGAAGGAGUCAUCAUUGUUGAGGCAACUACUAUAUAUGAUGAUAUGCCGUACGCAUGUAUACAAGACGCACAGAUAGCCUACCUACCUACAUGUACC
Trichoderma asperellum CBS 433.97 is the source of this 1178-nucleotide messenger RNA. RefSeq names its product Endo-1,4-beta-xylanase 2 (gene XYN2). NCBI's taxonomy places the organism in Eukaryota, Fungi, Ascomycota, Sordariomycetes, Hypocreales, Hypocreaceae. The record is from RefSeq and is a predicted model, not a curated record. Gene Ontology annotation, biological process: xylan catabolic process. Gene Ontology annotation, molecular function: hydrolase activity, hydrolyzing O-glycosyl compounds.